AGCUAUAACAAAAUAAUAUGAGAUCAUAAGAGAUCAUCAUAUAACAAAAGAAGAAUGACAAGAGUUAGUAACACAUUAAUAGGUUUCUUGAACCUAUUGACACUUCUAGCUUCCAUCCCAAUAAUCGCCGGUGGCCUAUGGAUGGCGAAAAGCACUGCUACGUGUGAGAGCUUCCUCCAACGACCGCUUAUGGUGGUAGGAUUCGUGAUCUUGCUUGUAUCGUUGGCUGGUUUUAUAGGGGCAUGUUAUCAUGUUGUAUGGGCGUUGUGGUUGUAUUUGGUGGUAAUGUUGUUCUUGAUCAUUGCCUUAUUGGCUGUGACGGUUUUUGGGUUCGUGGUGGUGGGCCCAGGGGGCGGCAUACAAGUUCCGGGCCGGGCUUAUAAGGAGUACCACUUGCAAAACUAUUCACCUUGGUUGAGGAAAAGGAUUGAGAAGCCUAAUUAUUGGAUGACCGUUAGAACUUGCAUUUUGGGGUCUAAGACUUGUGCCAAGAUUGUUAUGUGGACUCCUGCCGACUAUAUGGUUCAAAACAUGUCUCCUAUUCAGUCAGGUUGUUGCAAACCGCCAACUUCGUGCGACUACCAAGCACCAAUGAUGACACAAGAUCCGGACUGCUACAAAUGGAGCAACGAUCCGAAUAUGCUAUGCUACGAAUGUGAUUCGUGCAAGGCAGGAGUGAUAGAGGACGUGAGACGGGAUUGGCAUAGACUAUCGGUUCUCAACAUCAUCAUGGUCAUGCUUCUUAUUGGCAUAUAUUUUGUAGGUUGUUGUGCAUUCCAAAAUGCCAAGAGGGCUGAUAGCUACUACCCUUAUGGUGGUGAAUCUAGAAUGUUUAAAGCUCGACCUAAAUGGAAUUUCUAUUAGUUAAUUUUGUUUAUAAACUACAACAUAUAUAGUUAAUUAGUAUAGUUUAGCAACAAAUUUUGUUUUAUGAUUGGAAUUUUAGUGAUGAAAUUAAAUCAAUAUCUUAAUUGUCUAAGACUAUAUUUAA
Messenger RNA from Erigeron canadensis, 991 nucleotides. RefSeq names its product tetraspanin-6-like. Lineage: Eukaryota; Viridiplantae; Streptophyta; Magnoliopsida; Asterales; Asteraceae. Gene Ontology annotation, biological process: auxin-activated signaling pathway. The record is from RefSeq and is a predicted model, not a curated record. The transcript has 2 exons. The coding region runs from base 55 to 864 and encodes 269 amino acids. Gene Ontology annotation, cellular component: plasmodesma; plasma membrane.